This is a messenger RNA of Peromyscus californicus insignis, 2055 nucleotides long. RefSeq names its product DDB1- and CUL4-associated factor 8-like. Lineage: Eukaryota; Metazoa; Chordata; Mammalia; Rodentia; Cricetidae. The record is from RefSeq and is a predicted model, not a curated record. Gene Ontology annotation, molecular function: protein binding. Gene Ontology annotation, cellular component: cytoplasm; Cul4-RING E3 ubiquitin ligase complex.
AUGUCAGGAAGCUGUUUCCGUUCUCCCAUUUUGUUGAUCUCCCAUUUUAUCUGCGACAUCGUGGUGUGCUUGCUGCUUCUUGCUUCUCUGGUCUGUCGGUCUGUCGCCACUUCUCUUGAGCUUGUUGCAGUGGACUGUGAGCCUGACGGCCUUCCUGAAGUCCUAGUGGUUGCUGAUUUCUUCAAUUCACACCCACUACCGCAAAAAUUGUUCAAAAUGUCCCAAAAGGCCAACUCAGAUGCCGCCGCAGAGAACUCUGAGAACAAAAGCCUGCUCAGCUGCUCGGGUGAGACUUCUGGUGCCCUGGUGGAUACAGAGACAGUUUCUGAUACCAAAACCAAGGGUCCAGAAAUUAGUCCGACACCAAGCAGCAAUGUUGCUGGCACCAGAGAUAGCAGUGUUUCUGGAGGUACUGACCCUGAAAAUUCUGGAAACAGUUUCCCGGGUUACAACGGUGAUGAAGAUGAUGACGAUCACAAUGAUGACAAUGACUCCAACUGUCCUGACUUGGGGGACUCUGACAAUUUUAUCAGCCAUGUGGAAAGCUUGUCCAGCCACCUAGAGUUGGAGGCCGGUGAGGUGGUGGAAGAGCAGGGCCUGGAAAGCCAGUUCCGCCACCAUGAGUUGGAGGCUGGUGAGGUUCUGGAUGAGAUGGAUGAAGGGUCUGAAGUACAUGAACAGCCCAUUGAGGACAGCAGUGAACAAUGUCAUAUUGAUAGUUUACUAGAUCAAUGGAUGACCUUAGAGACAUCUCCUCUCCCGAGACCUCGAUGGAAAGUCCUUAAUGCCCUUCGCGAUAGACAGCUCGGUUCAAGUGCCCGCUUUGUGUAUGAGGCCUGUGGGGCAAGAGUAUUUGUGCAGCGUUUCUCGAUACACUAUAUUUAUCAAGGCCAUACCAGAUGUGUCAACACUGUGCAUUUUAACCAACAUGGCACCUUGCUGGCUAGUGGCAGUGAUGACCUAAAAGUGUACCUGUGGGACUGGCUUCAUGAGCAACCAGUACUGAACUUUGGUAGUGGCCACAAAAGUAAUAUCUUACAGGCUAAAUUCCUUCCUAAUUGUAAUGAUGCUGUCUUGGCCUUGUGUGGCCGUGAUGGGCAGGUACGCAUUGCACAGUUGUCUGCUCUGCCAGGCACCCAGAUGACUAAACGUUUGGUGAAGCAUGAGUCAGCAUCUCAUAGAUUGGCUUUGGAGCCAGACUCCCCUUUCAGAUUCUUAACUUCAGGUGAAGAUGCAGUUGUUUUCAAUACUGACCUCAGACAAACCCACCCAGCUUCAAAAGUGGUGGUAACCAAAGAAUAUGAUAAGAAAGUGGGACUCUAUACGGUCUUUGUGAAUCUUUCCAGUUUCUACCAGUUUGCCGUAGGUGGCCAAGAUCAGUUUGUAGGAAUUUAUGAAAAAAGGAAAAUUGAUGAGAAUGUCAACAAUGGAGUUUUCAAAAAAUUCUGCCCUCUUCACCUUCGAAGCUGUAAUUAUCCAGCAUAUAUCACCUCUGUGAUGUACAGUUAUGAUGGCACAGAGCUCCUGGCUAGCUAUAAUGAUGAAGAUAUUUACAUCUUCAACUCUUCUGAUAGCAAUGGAGCUGAAUAUGUUAAGAGAUAUAAAGGACACAGAAAUAAUGCCACAGUGAAAGGGGUAAAUUUCUAUGGCCCCAGAAGUGAAUUUGUGAUGAGAGGUAGUGAUUGCGGGCACAUCUUCAUCUGGGAAAAAUCGUCCUGCCAGAUAGUUCAGUUCUUGGAGGCAGAUGAAGGAGGAACAAUAAACUGUAUUGAUCCUCAUCCUUACCUAUCUGUGCUGGCAUCCAGUGGCCUAGACCAGGAGGUCAAGAUUUGGGCACCCGUAGCUAAAUCUUCCACAAAGCUUACUGGGUUAAAAAAAAUACUUAAUAAGCAGAAACGAGAUAGUCUUAGCUUACACCACACUUACCUUUUUGACAACCACGUGCUUUGGUUCCUCAUGAAUCGUAUGACACAGACAAAUUGGAGAGGAAUUAGAAUUGAAAUUGGAGGAGCAGAUAUCAGUGACUCUUCCUCUGAGGAGGAAGAAAAUUCCUAA